AUGGAUCCUUCCGACGACGACAAAGACUUAUCGCCUGUUAUGGUAUGAUUAUUUUUCCAUCCUUAUCUUUCAAAUUCAUUUAGGUUAGCGGUUGUUUCUCAUGUUUUUUGAAAGCUCCUAGUAGGGAAUCGGAAAAGGCAAAAGUUCGAGAAGAAAAAACUGGAAAUCUUACAAGAGCAUCAAAAAAAGUUGGAACAAAACGCGAGGGCUCAUGCGCAAGAGAUGCUGAAAAUAGAAAGAAACGCCUCGAAAGACCGGAACAUUCAAAAUCAGAUUGAAACUCAAAAAUUGGAAUUGGAAAAAGAGGAUAUAGCAUCUCGAUUAGAAAAAAAUCGCAAACAAGAACAGGAGCAGCAGAAGAUUUUUCAAGCGGGUCAAGAUUCUCUGGCCAGAGAGCACGAAGCUAAAAUGGCUGACUUGAAAGCGAAGAACGAUGAGCUCCUGGCCAGGAAAACUGAAGAAAUUCGUCGGAGCCUUCAGCAGGAAAAACUCAAGUACGAGGCUCGGAAAAACAAGAGAGAAGAAGAGGAGAAAAGACGUCAGGAGGAGUUCUUAGAAGAAAGAAGACUUCAAGAUGAAAAAGAAGAGCAGAAAGCAGCCGUUCACAAGUUGAAAAUGCAGGAAGUUGAUGAGCGAAUGAAGCUGGAGCAGAGGGAGCACGAGAAGCGACUGGCUGAGAUGCGAAGAAAGUUCGACCUACUGCAGGAGGAACGUCAGCGGGAGUGGUCACGACGUCAGCAACAGGCCAACGAGCAGCUCCGCCAGCUCCUUCAACUUCUGGUCCAGCGUCGGUGGAACCAGAUGAUUGAAAAUCGUUGGGCGAACCGACUCAUGUUUUUGAGCGGGCUGAACAGGCCGGUCAUUCGCGAGUUCCGAGACUUGCGAAACGAGGUUGAUACUCCUCCUUGAAACGUUUGUUUCAUGGUGAAACCUUUCAGUUCGACCGAAUAAUGGUGGCUCCUCAAGGUCACAUUAACUUUAACUUGAAAAGUCUGGCGGUAUAAACUUCCUGAAAUAUUAAGAGGCUACUAGAUUUUCAGCUGGCUGCGGACAGUGUCUUAUCAGUUGUCAGAAAUGAGAUCAACACCAUGAGGAAUGAAUCGGAGCAGCUGGCCGAGUGCUUCAGGCAAAGCGGAGCACUUUUCGUCCAAGAUAUCCAGGUGAGAAACAAGAAAAUCUCUUAGGAAGCAUAGAAAUUGUCAGGAGAGUGUGAAUGAAGUCGUCGGGAAAUGCACUGCGCUUCACGAUUUGCUCGAAAAGUUCAAAGUCGAAUGUGUAAGGAGCCUUUUAAGAUAAUCUAAAGAGAAUCUAGAGGAUUCAGGCGACCGGCACGGCUUCAAGAAACUCUUUAGAUAGAUUAAAAGAAGCGGAAUCUUUGCUCCAAAAUGCCGUGGGCAAAAUCCCAGCGAUCCACUCCCUCAAAGCGAAAUACCAAAAUCAAAACUGGCACUAUGAAGACGACGUUCAGAGCUCAGUAAUCAUCACUGAAAUAAUUGACUAA
Molecule: messenger RNA, 1501 nt
Organism: Caenorhabditis auriculariae
Lineage: Eukaryota; Metazoa; Nematoda; Chromadorea; Rhabditida; Rhabditidae
Source: the annotation of a GenBank genome assembly